GUAAGUUUCACGUGUUGUUCUUUUGCACGGCAGGCACGAUUUUUGUUUGAUUUUAUUGAAAACUAUUGACUAAGCAAUGUAAUUUAUUUCUUUGAUAUUUGAAAACAAAAGUUUUUAUUCUUUUUUCUACACCAAAAUAGUAAUAAGAUGAAGUUCAAUUUUAAGUUUCAGAAUUUAUUAGGCACUGUAUACAAAAAAGGUGAUAUUUUAUUCACAAACGAUGGUAACUGUGUAAUAAGUCCGGUGGGCAACAAAAUAACUGUUUAUAAUCUCAAACAAAACAAAAGUAACACCUUGUCGGUGGAGAGCAAUUAUAAUUACACAGCAAUCGAUGUUUCUCCCAAUGGAGCAGUUCUGUUGGCUAUUAACGAAAAGGGUGAAGCUCAGAUGGUUAGUUUGCUCACAUGUGCAGUGAUACACAGGUAUAAAUUUAAACACCAAGUCAAUGCUGUGAAGUUUAGUCCUGAUGGAAAAUAUUUUGCAGCAUGCUGCAGGGAAACAGUUUUUGUUAUGUCAGCCCCAUGUAAAUUCACUGGUGAAUAUCGUUCAUUUGAAAUGAAGAGAGUGUUCAGAAAAGCACAUGAUGAAGUCACAUGUCUGGAUUGGUCCACAUGCUCUAAAGUAUUAGCUGUUGGAUCUAAAGAUACAACCACCAAAAUCUACACAGUUGAUUACUUAGAUAACUUUAAUAUGUACGCUCUUAGUGGGCACACAGAUAAAAUUAUUGGAACAUUCUUUGAAAAGAAGAGCCUGGACCUUAUCACUGUUAGCAGGAACGGACAAGUUUGCAUGUGGGAAGCGAGUAUAGAUUCAGAUGAUUUGGUGGUAUCCGAUGUUCAGAUAUCUCAUAAGAAAAGAAGAAAAGUAAUGAAGGAAGACGACAGUGAUGAUGAUAUUAAUGAAAAGGAUGUGAUCGAGAAAGAUAAAGAACAAGAAGGCAGCGAUGAUAAUGAAGACAACACAGAAAUGAAGGUUGAAGACGAGAAACGUCUUCAUUAUAAGAAACUGGGCCGACAUUACAUCGGCGACGCCAUCAGAAACGCGGACCGCAAGGUGAAGCUCACGGCCGCACAGUACCACAAGGAUACCAAGAUGUUGGUCACGGGCUUCUCCAACGGCACGUUCUUCCUGCACGAGCUCCCCGACGUCAAUCUGGUUCACUCGCUGAACGUGUCCGAGCACCGCAUCGGCAGCGCGGCGCUCUCCCCGCACGGAGACUGGCUGGCGCUGGCCUGCCCGCAUAUAGGGCAGCUGCUGGUGUGGGAGUGGCAAAGCGAACAGUACGUGAUGAAACAGCAAGGUCACACAUUCGACAUGACCUGUCUCGCGUAUUCACCCGAUGGGUUGUACAUAGUGACAGGUGGAUACGAUGGCAAAGUCAAAGUUUGGAAUACGAGCACCGGGUUUUGUUUCGUGACCUUCGUGGAGCAUAAGUCUACGGUCACCGGAAUCACGUUCAGCGCCAAUAAGAAGUUCUUCGUGUCUUCUUCGCUAGACGGGACUGUGCGGUGUUAUGAUUUAACUAGGUACCGCAACUUCAGAACUAUGACGUCCCCAAGCUUGGUGCAGUUCAGUUGCGUAGCUUUGGACAGUAGCAGCGAAUUAUGUGCCGCGGGAGGGCAAGACGUAUUCGAUAUUUACAUAUGGAGCGUUAAAUUCGGAAAACUGUUGGAGGUUUUAGGUGGCCAUGAAGCACCCGUCUCUUGCUUAGCAUUCAGCCCAUCAUUGGCUAGUUCCAAACUAGCGUCCGCCAGUUGGGACAAAACUGUUAGACUAUGGGAUUCCAUAGAAACCACCACUGAAUCUGAGACCAUUCAGCUCACUUCUGACGCUUUGCAAGUCGUUUUCAGACCCGACGGGAACGAGAUAGCCGUGUCAACGCUGGACGGGAACAUAACCAUGUUCAACCCUACGACUAGCGAACAGACUGCCAGCAUCGAAGGCCGAAACGACCUUGGCUCGGGUCGAGCUGAUACCGACCUGAUAACCCCGGAGAAGAUGUUGAAGACUAAAGCGUUCACCUCCAUAUGCUACUCUGCAGACGGGACUUGCAUAUUAGGCGGAGGAAACUCUAAACAUGUGUGUCUCUACAGCAUCAGGGAAGCCAUACUGAUCCGGAAGUUCGUCAUAACCCAGAACCAAUCGCUGGACGCUGUCAAUGAUUUCAUAAACCGCCGCUUGUUGACCGAGUUCGGCAAUAUGGCGCUAGUUGAAGAGAGGACGGAGCUAGAGGGCGCUGACGUCAACAUCCGCCUGCCCGGAGUGAAGCACGGAGAUAUGGCAGACAGGAACGUUAAACCGGAAGUUCGAGUCCACUGCGUGAGGUUUUCCCCGACAGGCGAGACUUUCGCCGUCGCUGCUACUGAAGGAUUACUGCUGUACAGUCAGAACGCCGGCAUCGAUGGAACUUUUAGGCCGUACCGCUUAGAAUCUGGUUCCACGCCGUACGCAAUGAGACAAUUACUGGAGGAAAAAUCCUGGGGGCCAGCGUUAGUGGGUAGUUUGCAGCUCAAUGAACUAACUCUAAUACAGGAGUGCGUGGAAACCAUUCCGUAUAAUGACAUCACUGCUGGUGUCAUCGGUUGUAAAACACAAUAAUUAAUAUGUGGCGGCGACAUCUAUAUGCCCCACAUAUAGACAACGGAUGGAGGAAAUCAUUACUCACCAUCCUCAAGAGAUGGCGUUACCUGCACUGCGAUCAAUAAUAGUAUGGAAGCCUACAUCGCGCAAAUGAAAUUCGGUACGAUGCCCGACCAACAUCAGUCGAGCCGCGGCCCCCGAGCUAACAUCACCCAGCUCGGAGGAAGAUUUUCCCCUUUGGCCUUCCUACACUUUGGCCUUCCUACAAAUAUAUUGGUAGCUUGUAGUUUUUUACAAAAUUGAAGAAAAUGUCAUAUAUAUAUCUUCGGCACGGGUCUCCUUCAGAGGAAUGAUUGUCAAAAAAUCCCUCUUAGCCAACAUGUCAUUGUCAUACCAUCCGAAUAAAAAUACACAGCUGGGCAGUGUCUGUCAUAUCGGUGUUUAUCUGCCAUGUCCUGACUCAUAACUUCAAUACGCCUUGUGACAGUCAGACGAGAUAACUGAAGUUCUCUAAUAGCAGACAUGAUUUCUGUUUUAUUUUUAAAAUCUCCAAAUAAAGUCUCACCCGCUUCAAUAAAUGCUUCCUUCACAACUGAUCCAUCUUCUAAUGGUUUCUUGUGUUUUUUGCCAAUAUAUGAGAUAUUUUAAAUGACGCGAUCGUAGCAGCUUUUGAUUGUUUGGCUGGUCUUGUGAACAUGGUUUAUUCUUUUUUCAAACAAGAUAUCAAAUCACCUACUUUUCGUUUUCUUAAUUCACUCUGUGGCGGAAUAGUUAUUUGUUCAACUAGAGAGGAAAGUUGGUUUUCCAAGCGAGUGCUAAUUUGAAAAUCCUGAGCAUCGCGAGGGAUUCCAAGGUACGAGAUGGAAAUAGCUUUUCUCUCGCGUGACACAUACAACUUUUCACCUUAGCAGCGAGAACAUUAUUACAGAUAAAAAGAUACAAUAUGAAUAAAAAUGAAACCACAUAUAUUUGCAAACAAUAAGUAUCUACUAAAAUUUAAAAUUGCAGUUAUUAAAAGUUAUAUUUUGAAAAUUUAUAGUUUUAUUAGGAAGUGAUACCGUGGAGUUUGCGAUUUGAGUUUGACUCGAGUUCGUUUCUAUUUCUUUAUUGGACUGUGACGAGACAAUACUAUUAGUAAACGUUGGCGACUCGGUGCGGCUUCUUACCGAAUUUUCAAUGAUAUUUGUGUUUUUGGAAGUAGAGGGGCGCGGGUGUGCAUAAGGAUCAGGUCUGUUACUCUUUCACGCCAAAACUACCAAACGGAUUUGAAUGAAAUUUGGUAUACAGAUGGUCUAGACCCUGAGAAAGGACAUAGGCUACUUUUUAUUGCGAAAAGGGGGUUGUAAGGGGUUAAAAGGGGGGGUGAAAAGUUGUAUGGGAUUGGGAACUAUGAAGCCCAACUUUUUGUAUACAAAAUCUUAACCACUGAACCUAGAUUUCUUCUAGAGAUUCUAAAUAUCAUGUUGAUAUUUAGAAUCUUUGGGUGUACCAAGUUAAAAAAAAAUUUGGCUUUUGAAGUUAAAGUUCCUUUUAACGAAUACUCUGCAUCGCCGCCGCUGCCGUCAGUUGUCGGUCGUCGUCGCGCACAUUCGCCGAAGUGUGGUGGCAGGCAACGGCGCUGUCGUGUGGUGGGGGAGCGCACGAAUCUAACUAUGCCUACCCGAACGGGCAGAUCAGGGGGGGGGGGGCAACUCCGGUAUGUAUGCCAUUAGCUCAAAAAAGCUAGUGCCAUCUAGUUAGCUUGUUCCUUGCUAUUUAUAAACCCUGCACAUUUUUGUAGUUCAAUUAUUAUUGGUAGAUGGUACUGCUUGUGCGUCAAAAUACCCUUUUUUUGGGCUGCCAGCCCCUCUAGCAUGACCACCGAAACGGGAUAUGUUAAAGCGAUAUAUCGGCUAGUCAGACUACUGUCAAACUCACUGUAGUCUGAC
Chilo suppressalis (striped riceborer) is the source of this 4508-nucleotide messenger RNA. The record is from the annotation of a GenBank genome assembly. NCBI's taxonomy places the organism in Eukaryota, Metazoa, Arthropoda, Insecta, Lepidoptera, Crambidae.